Phoenix dactylifera (date palm) is the source of this 1070-nucleotide messenger RNA. RefSeq lists its product as uncharacterized. NCBI's taxonomy places the organism in Eukaryota, Viridiplantae, Streptophyta, Magnoliopsida, Arecales, Arecaceae. The record is from RefSeq and is a predicted model, not a curated record.
CCCCAGAAGAUAUUUUUUUCCUUCGAGCCCAGAAAUAAAAACAGAAGAAAAUAAUUGGCUUUCGAGAACUCCCUUCUCCUCCUAUAAAUCCAAUUCCCCAACCCUCCCCCAUUUAUUUUUUGGACGGUCUCCUCUCUCUAUCCUCUCCCUCCGUCUCUAACUGAUCUACGACCGUCCAUGCGAUAGAUCUCCGGCGAUGGACGCCGAUGGGGCCGGAUCCGACGGCUCCUGUUACUACUCCCUCCUCGGGAUUCGGCGGAACGCCUCCUCCUCCGAUAUCCGCACCGCUUAUCGCAAGCAAGCCCUGAAAUGGCAUCCGGACCGGUGGGCGAAGGACCCGACCGCGAUGGGGGAAGCGAAGCGGCGAUUCCAGCGGAUCCAGGAGGCCUACUCCGUUCUCUCCGACCAGGGCAAGCGCGCCAUUUACGACGCCGGCCUCUACGACCCCCUCGAGGAGGACGACCAGGAUUUCACUGAUUUCAUGCAAGAAAUGCUGGCGAUGAUGGAUAGCGUGAAAACGGAGAUCAGCCGUCCAUCCAGUUCUGCCGUCCGGUAUUGGUGAGGGCAACGUUGAACGCGGAUCUAGGUCCCCGUGCGGGCACCGUUAGUUCCGUCUUGGAGAUGCCGAAAAUGCCCUUUCGAGGGGUAUGGUGGGAAUGAAAUAUAAACAUCGAGGCUGAUUUAUUGCUUUAAUUUUUUGUUAUUUUUGGUGGAUAAAAUGGGAAGAAGCCGGAUAGCUUGGAGGACCUGCAGAAGAUGCUGGCGGACAUAGUGAACGGCGACGGUCGGGCCACCGGGUUCGGCUCGGCCCACCACAGCGACGCGAGCCGAGGGGCGUCCGAUGCCUCGAAGAGGACGCGUGUCGCGCCUCGCACUGCGAUGCGUCGGUGAUCGUUCUUUGGGUCUGAUGACUCUGACCUUGUGUACUUGAAUGGAAUUAACAUUGUAUGGUCCAUUUAAAUUUAAUUUACAGCCUCCAGUCUUAUUCGUGUCUCGAGUGUUAAUUGGACGAUUCUGGAACGUCUGAUUGCAAUCUCUGGAAAUUCUAAUAAGUCCCAUGUUUUUAAUAU